Molecule: messenger RNA, 2652 nt
Organism: Nymphaea colorata (pocket water lily)
Lineage: Eukaryota; Viridiplantae; Streptophyta; Magnoliopsida; Nymphaeales; Nymphaeaceae
Product: ethylene-responsive transcription factor ERF055-like
Exons: 1
Coding region: 910-2151 (413 amino acids)
Biological process (GO): regulation of DNA-templated transcription
Molecular function (GO): DNA-binding transcription factor activity; DNA binding
Source: RefSeq, a predicted model, not a curated record
CAUUCCGACGAUGAAUCAGAUGAGAUCUGCCAGCGCUAGCGGCCAUAAUACUCCUUCCCCUUGGUGUAUAAAAGAGAUGGGGUAGCAGAAGACUGGACAAAUCAUUCAAAGAGCCGAAAAAAGUAAGAUCCUCCUGUGUCUCCUCUAUUUCUCCUUCCUCUUCGCUUGUUGUCUGUGCGUGCGGAGUGAGUGCUGCCAAAUCUCUUUCACUCUCCCCCUCCCCUUCUGUGUUCCCGCUUCUCUGAAUCCCUAUCUGUAAUAAUCUGUCUUCUAGAAAGGAUGUUCUUAUGUGAGGGUUUUUGGUGACUGCACUUGAUAGAAGAUCAUAUGGAAAUCAAAGCUUACCAAAGAGGGAGUUUUCUGGUUGGCAAAAGAUCUUUUCUUAUGGAGAACAGAUGUUUCAGAACAGAGAUCCAGGUUUUCUUUAAAUUUUUCCCUUCAAUUUAACAAGACCGGACCCUUUUUUCUUUUUCUUGCUGGGUUUGCUUGUUUAGGAUCAACUGAGGAUUCCCCUUUUUUUAAAAAAUCCUCGGUUUUCGAAUUCAUUCCCGGUUUCUUCUCUUUUUUCAUCCGCCAAAGCUUAGGUGGGAACGGAGGCCCCUUGCUUUUUUAGUUCAUGAGGGCACCUCUUUGAUUCCAGGUCAGAAAGAGAAGAAGAAGCAAAAAGGAGGGAAAAAGAAAGUUUUUGUUUCUCUUUUACUCUCAGUUGUAAUUAUUAAGAAUUUUGAUUUUUUUAACUUACAACCUGGUAGUUGGUUGUGAUGCUUGUUCUUUGCUUUUGAUAAGAAACAAGCAUACAUCUUCUUUUCCUUUUCUUUCUUUUCAUUCUUUUCAUUUUGUUUUUCCAAGGUUCCAAAAGACUGUUUAGCUUGUUAGGCUGUUUCACUUUUAUUUGCUUGUGAUUGAAGUAUGGCAGCAGCAAUAGAUCCCUACAGCAUUUGGUCUUCAGCUUCAGAUCACCCUUCUCCCAAAGGGGAGUUGAUGGGAGCACUUGAACCUUUUAUUAAAGGUGCUUUACCAUCCUCCCCCUCUGUGAACUCAUCACAGGGCCUACCCUCCUCUUCCUCCUUCCCCUCCUCUUCAUUUAGUUCUUCUUCUCGUUCUUUCACUAGCGGGGGCGGUUCCCCUCAAGCUCCCCUUUUCUCUCCUUCAUCUACCACUUGCCUGUGUUUUUCAAAUCCUGCUUCUUUCAGUUUGCCCAAUACUCCAUCAACCCCCAUGUUCACCAAUGGGGUCGAUGCUGCAGAGCCUAAUUCCAUCCCUUCCUUGCAGAAUUCUGUUUCUGCAAUUCCUACUCAAAGGGUAGCCUUUCAACAGCUCCCCUCUUACCACAUGCAGUGGAUCCAGGCCCAGUACCAACAACAGUGCCAUAAUUUGGCUGCCGUUCCCACCGUUCAGCAGCAGCCACAGCAGUACUUGAACGGAAGGGAGAGCGAGGUCCUCCACUUUCUGGCCCCAAGAAUGCAGCCGAUGAAGCACGUCGCAGCUCUCAGAGGCGGUGCUGUCGUCCACGCCAACGCCGCCAGUCCCUCAACCAAACCUGCCAAGCUCUACAGGGGAGUGAGGCAGAGGCACUGGGGGAAGUGGGUGGCCGAGAUCAGAUUGCCUAGGAACCGGACAAGGCUCUGGCUAGGUACCUUCGAUACCGCCGAGGAGGCGGCCAUGGCUUACGAUAGAGCAGCCUACAAGCUCAGAGGGGACUUUGCAAGGCUGAAUUUCCCUGGCCUCACUCGCCAGAAUUUCAAUGAUGCAAACAUGAUCUUGUUGCAAUCCUCUAUAGACGCCAAGCUUAAGGCAGUAUAUCAGGGAUUGGCUUCUCCGGCGGCAACUCGGGGAGGGCCGUCCUCCACCCCUCCUGCCGAUCACAAGUCUAUAGCAGAGCAGCCUGCUGCUGAUCUCUCUCUUCAGGGUUGUCCUGAAAACAGGAGCAGUGAAUCGGCAGCCGCAACGAAGAAGCCUGAGAUCUCUUCGCCGUCGCAUUCUGGCAGCGACUCCACGGCUUCCGCCUCACGGCAUUCUCCGGCCCCGAAUACCAACCUGCAGGACGAUCCCACCAGUCCAUCAGGGAGCGAGUUCGAGAACUUGCUGUUGCAGAAGCUCCCUUCUCUGGACGUAGACGUGAACUGGGAGGCGUUUUUCUCUGACUGUUGAUGGUUGACGUUCCUUCCUCGUCUUUUCUUUCAUUGCCAGGCCGUGUCAUCUUCCUUCUUCUCAGCAGCUACUGCAAUGUGUUUUUUGUAAUUGCGGAGCUGCUGUAUCUCUUCGUUCAUCAACCUUUUGUCCCCAACACGUGGAGGUGGUGAAGGUGGAGAAGAAGAGGAUGGUGGAAUGGUGAACUACUAUGUGAUGCGGGGGUUCCAGGCUUCCAGCCACUUUUUUCAGAAGAAAGCAAUGGGUAAGACCAUGCCCGUGCAGCUCUAAAACUGUUCCCAUUGGGAAAUCCCUUUGUUUAGAGAAGGGUUAUUAUUCUAUUUGUGGUGCUGCUGCUUCUCGUGUGGACCUGGUUUGCUGUUUUUAUUUGGCAUCACCAGGUCAUUGUUUUUUUUCUUUUUAUUAGGGUGAUUGGGGCUAAUCGACGUAGUUACUGUUAGGGAUUCAUGCUGUGGAAAUGUCUAUUUAUUCGUGUGAAUGACAAUUGAAUUUGUUGUCCAA